CUGUCUCCCUCUCCUUCUCUCUCCCCCUCUCUCUCUCUCCAUCUGUCUCUCUCUCUCUCUCUCUCUCUCCACCUCUCUCCAUAUCUGACGGCUUGAAUCUUUCAGGGCACAGGAGGGGAGUACAUGAAGCUUCAGCAACAGAUCAUGCUCUCUCGACAAGAAGACAUGCUCCAGAACAGCACAGCACCAUCACCUGACAAGUGAUUGUUUUCCACACUGUCAUCUCUCCUUGCUCCAGAUAUUUUACAGGCUUGUGCAGCCAGACAGUUUUGCCACCUGAUCAGAGACCUGUGGACUAACCUCAAGAAGAAGAAGAAGAGGGAAGAGGAAACGGUCGGGCGAGAAACGCAAACAUCUGACUACAAACGCACCUUACCCAACAGAGACUGGUAGAAGUCAGACAUUCUGGGUAACUUUAUCCUACCUACCCACGCCUGAGAGGGAAUACACAGCAGACAGCAUUGGGGACAAUUCUGUUGGAAACAAGGAAUAACAAGAAAUCAAGGGUUUUUUUUCAGCUUUUUUUUUCUUUCUCAGUGUUUUUUAUUUUGAGGUUGUUUUGUUGUUUUUGUUUAUUUUGGUCGGCCGGCGGCGGUGUUUGUUUUCUCGGUGGUGCGGUGCCCGUGAAAGGCUGCCAAGACGCCGCGUGCCGUGCUCCGCGUGAAGAAUGCCCAGGCGAGGUUGGCCAAGCCGGCGGAGCCGGCGCCCACUCCGGGGCUCUACAUGGAGCGCUCGCAGAGCCGCAUCAGCCUGUCGGCCUCCUUCGAGGCCCUGGCCAUCUACUUCCCCUGCAUGAACUCCUUUGAUGAGGACGACGCGGAUCCAGAGGGUCGCAGGUUAAAGGGGAUCCAGCGCAGCACGGAGACGGGGCUGGCCGUGGAGAUGCCAAGCAGGACUGUACGUCAGGCGAGCCAUGAGUCCAUCGAGGACAGCAUGAACAGCUACGGAUCAGAGGGAAAUCUUAAUUACUCCGGCGUGUGCCUGGCCUCUGAUAACCAGUUCAGUGACUUCCUGGACGGCAUGGGUCCUGCCCAGUUUGUGGGCCGACAGACUCUGGCAACAACCUCGAUGGGGGAUGUGGAGGUAGGGCUGGCGGAGAGGAACGGGCAGCUGGAGGUGGAGAUCAUUCAGGCCAGAGGCUUGACCAUGAAGCCAGGAUCCAAAGGGCCCCCAGCGGCCUACAUAAAAGUGUACCUACUUGAAAAUGGUGUCUGUGUAGCCAAAAAGAAGACCAAGUCAGUGAGGAAGUCCCUUGACCCUCUCUACAACCAGGUCCUGGUCUUCUCCGAGAGCCCCCAGGGAAAGGUUGUACAGGUUAUCGUCUGGGGCAACUAUGGCCGAAUGGACCGCAAAUGUUUCAUGGGCGUGGCUCGCAUCCUGUUGGAGGAGCUGGAUCUGACAACGAUGGUGAUUGGCUGGUACAAGCUGUUCCCCACCUCCUCCAUGGUGGACCCGAUGAUGGCGCCGCUGAUUCGCCACUCGUCGCAGCUCUCGCUGGAGAGCACCGUCGGACCUUGCUGUGACCGCUCCUAAGAGUGAUGAUGGCGUCCCACUCUGGCUUUUUCACUGCAACGCUCCCCCGCACCCCCAUCACACCCCCACCCCUCUUUUGCGGGCCUGUGGGGUGUCUCACCUUCAGAGGAAGCAGCACCGCAGUGCACAACUCUGGGUGAACCUGGGUGUGAACCUACAGUACAAAAAAAAAAAAACACCUUGCAUUGUCUGGAGAAGGAAAAAAGAUUUGGGGAAAAAAGUCACUGCGAAGGUGAUUUGGGCAAGUCAUGUGACCCUAGGACAGCUGUAGGACUUGAGCACAAUAAUGUUCCUCAUCCAGGCUUGUCGUGUUCUUUCUUUCUCUCAUUCUUUCUUUCUUUCUUUUAUUGCUGUUUAAGAGGCAAAGCCUCGGAGUUGAAUGGUCAUCUGCUUUUGCUCAUGUUAAGUGCUCAGAAAGAAGGACGAUGUCGGGAAGGAGUACUGAGCAUGAGGCCCGUUGUGUCAGAUGAGACAUCCUGUUCAUAUGGGACCAUGCGUGCAAUAUCAUGGUUCAAUUGGGCUCCAAGAAUUAUUGAACAUCCAACCAACACAGAUGAAUACCCAGUUUUUGUUUUUAUAAACAGCAGGCUCACUUCUCGUUUCCUGCACAAAAGUAGGCUGCGUGAAAUGAUCUGGACAAAUUCAAAGUCAUGACUGUCUGUUUGGUUUGACACGUGGAUACACGCUUGGAGUAGAGAUUGUUUUUUCUUGCUCUAAUUCAUCACUUUUCAACAUUUUAUUGUGCCAAAUAUCCAGCAAGUGUCUUUGCUUUGUAUCACGUGCCACUUGCCACUUAUGAAGGUUUACUAAGGAUCUGAAACUUCAGACAUCUUUAUAGAAUGUGUUAACCUUCAUCACUGAUGUUUAGACUGGCAUAAUAAAUAGAAUACGAUUUGUCUGAGGAAACUCAAAAUAAGGUAUACAUAGUAUAUAUACUGUAUAUAUACUAAUGCAUACCUUAAAUAUGAUGUAGAGUAAUGAUUUAUUGUCAAAUAAGUUGGUUAUAUUUGGCACUUUAUCAUUAUAACAUUUAACCAGGUUUUUUAGUGAGCAAAAGUGCUGCUAUCAGUUGGAAUAUAAUUUCUCUUAUAUGGGAAAUGCAGAACUUUUAGUAGCAUUGCAAGCUAGCAUUAGGUUGUAGCAUCAGCAUGGUAAAUAUUUUAGCUUGAAGCUAAUUAAAAAUCGCAUGACAGGAAUCGGAUGGAAAUGUGGUAGAUUUUAUGGUUUUUCUCAAAGGUUGUGGAGAAAAUAUGUAGCAGAAAAAGUGUCCCAGUUGUUCACUGCAAUACUGAUGUAGUGUUUGUCAAACAGGAGUCAUGUCUGUAUGUUAAGAGUCAAUGAGUCAAAGAGCAGUAACCUAUUUGCCAUGUCAGUUUGCAUAUUUGUGGAAACAAGGAGCCAUCUAACGCAGGUGAACAUCUGCACCCUUAAGGCUUGACAAAACAUUUUGAGUAUUGAAGAUUUGUUAGUACAGAAAUCAUGAAACUGUGAGGUGUCUUGCUUAAGAUUAACAUUCAGUAUUUUUUUGUACCAAGAACAAAGGGAUCUUGGUGAAGUUACACCCUACUGCAUUCACAUUUUCUCUUGAGUAAAACAUCUAUUAUGUAAAGACAGAAAAAAGCAAUAUCACGCAGUGGUGUUCUGUUCACAUCCAUUAAGGUGUGUCAUAUCCUGCUUCUUCAAAGAGGAAAUGUCAAACUUAUGAUUAUAAUGCUGUGAAGUCGUGUUUGUCUUUGGGAUAGCAGUGUGCUUGAAAGUGCUUACAGUUGACCUGGUCCAAAACAAGCUUCAGGAAACUUAAUCCUCUUUGAAAUUAUGUCAGCUAUGGUCUUUGUCUGUAUAAGGAUGUUUGCUUCGUUUUUCUUCUCCGUCGGCUGUGUGGCUCUGUCGGUUUGUCCUUUCUAGGACCAUAUUUCCUCUUCAUGUGAAGUGUGAAAGGUCCAGGGCUGGUCUGUGAGGAGUCUGAAUGCCAUAAGAUUAAGGAAAUGCUAAAAUAGCAGAUAGUAUUCUUUGUCAUUAGCAAGCAACACCAGCGUCUUUUUGUGCUUACCCAAUAAUGUUAAUAUCUCUCACUUGAGUAGACACACAAGGCAUUUUUAGAUGCAUUGCAUUGUAUCUUGAGAAAAAUAGAAUUUUUCUUGAUUUCAAACACAUCUGAAGCAAAUGGGAAAAUGUGUUGAUUGUUCAUAACAUUUUGAAAAUAAUUAAAAUGUCACAAAAUGUUGAAAUAGUAAUAGGGCUAGGACUAUAAAGGCAUUUGUUUACUGCAACGAGUGACGAUAGUGAAUCUUUGGCUUUGAAUCUUUGAUAUCGCAAGGUCAAUUUAUAAAGGCAGUGAAAAUAUCACAAAUCAUCUAUGUGCAGGCAGUACUAGCGGCCGUAAGAACAGAAUCACAUGAAUGUUAAUGAAUUAAGAGCAUCUAAGUGAGGCACCAAACUAGCUCUGUGUUGUAUUGUUAUUCUUUGUUUAUACUUUUGAAUGACAAAUGUUUGUAAAGCACUUGCUAGCUCUAAUUUGUAUUGGAUCAGGAGUAGCCAACACUGGCGUAUUCUGCACUGUUUAUACACUUCUGCAGCUCUGAAUGAACCAAGACAGUUCAAUUGCCAUAUUAGUGAACUAAUUCACAAACACUAACUCAUUUUUGAAGACAAAAGAACACAAAACCAAUGCUCAAUUUAUGCCAGUGGGAUACAGCAUUGAUGAAUGUGUAGGCCCAGUAACAUUGUGUUCACGCCAUGAGUUUUAAGCAUCUAGGGAAAAAAAGACAUGGAUUUAAAAUUUUAUAUUUUAUAUCUCAGAUGUUGCACUGUUUUUCUACAGUCAGUGCUAUGUUUCUCUUAAAGGAAAUCUGCAGAUAAUUUAUUUAAAGACUCAAAAAUUCAUAGUAUGGAGACUUUGUCACUAAAAUACAUUACACAAUUCGAAGCCUUAAUAUCUAGCAUACUACCCAAUGUUAAUGACCUUAAAAGAGAAUUCUGGUGGUUUUUCACAUAGAUCUCUGUUUUCUCAAGGUCACUGAGUACUGUCGGGAUGAAAAAAAAAACCCUAAAGCAAUCGGUUCUACCUACAGUACUGUAGCUCGAGUUGCUGCAGCCAACAGCUAGAGCUGUGAGGCAGCUACAGUACACGCUGGGGGCGUGAACAUGGGGGCUCAAGAGCUGAUUGCUUUCAGGGUUUUUUUUCCGUACCAUUCAGGAUUGUAAUACAGUGGAGGAGCAGAUUUAAAAAAAGCCUUUUGUGGUUUAAAAUGUCAAAAUGUCGAGUACAUGCUUUCAGCUCCUUGCUCUUGGUCUUCUCAUGACGUUGCUGUACACUGUCAUAUUUACUAUGUUGUCCUAAGAGUACAUCUUUACAGGUGGAAGACACUGUUUUCUGUUUGUUGUCACAAGCCACUGAACAUAUCAUUAACCUCAAGCCGAGGUAUGCGAUAUUCAAAUCAAAAACAUGUUUUUGAAUUGGAAGCUGUGAUUUAUUUUUUAGAAGAUGCACUACUACUAUACAAUUUUUUGGAUCAUUAUUAUAUUGUAGAUGUACAGUAUAUUUGAAACAUGAAUAUAUAUUACAAAAACAAUGUCAUUGUUCAGUAAUGCACAAUUUCCAUGUGUUGUUCCUUUGGU
Molecule: messenger RNA, 5151 nt
Organism: Sardina pilchardus (European sardine)
Lineage: Eukaryota; Metazoa; Chordata; Actinopteri; Clupeiformes; Clupeidae
Gene: rims4
Product: regulating synaptic membrane exocytosis 4
Exons: 6
Coding region: 724-1533 (269 amino acids)
Biological process (GO): regulation of synaptic plasticity; calcium ion-regulated exocytosis of neurotransmitter; regulation of membrane potential
Cellular component (GO): presynaptic membrane; cytoskeleton of presynaptic active zone
Molecular function (GO): transmembrane transporter binding; small GTPase binding
Source: RefSeq, a predicted model, not a curated record